AUGCCGCGAUUUACCCUCUAUCUCCAUAUUGCUUGCGCUUUCAUGACUGUCUGGUAUGCCGCGCAGACACUCAUCAUCGCUCAGCGGUAUGCUCCUCUCGCUGCUCUAUGGGGCAGCACAAGGGGUGGAUGCAUGGGCCCGGGUAUUCGUUUCGAUUUCUGUGCUGUCUGUGACUCGCUUGUGUUUUGCGUAGGAGUCUUGACGUCGAUUAUCCGAAUGGUGUGCAUGAUAGUUGCCCUCCAACACUCGGAUGACACCGUUUACUAUGUCUCUGUUGCGAUGUGCCGUCAUCCUCCUCUUUCCAUUCCGGUGUUGCAAGCAUUGUUCGGGGUAUAG
Molecule: messenger RNA, 336 nt
Organism: Penicillium verrucosum
Lineage: Eukaryota; Fungi; Ascomycota; Eurotiomycetes; Eurotiales; Aspergillaceae
Exons: 3
Coding region: 1-336 (111 amino acids)
Source: RefSeq, a predicted model, not a curated record